Messenger RNA from Oncorhynchus nerka (sockeye salmon), 1691 nucleotides. It is a transcript of the gene klhl14, whose product is annotated as kelch-like family member 14. Bases 46 to 450 code for a protein of 134 amino acids. The transcript has 3 exons. Gene Ontology annotation, molecular function: protein binding. NCBI's taxonomy places the organism in Eukaryota, Metazoa, Chordata, Actinopteri, Salmoniformes, Salmonidae. Gene Ontology annotation, cellular component: neuron projection; cytoplasm; endoplasmic reticulum. The record is from RefSeq and is a predicted model, not a curated record.
CACAAUGGAGAGUACGUAUCCUGGCUGUAUUGCUACGACCCCAUCAUGGAUGUGUGGGCCAGGAAACAGGAUAUGAACACAAAGAGAGCUAUUCAUGCCCUGGCUGGGAUGAACGACCGCCUCUACGCUAUCGGGGGCAACCAUCUGAAAGGGUUCUCUCACCUGGAUGUGAUGCUGGUGGAGUGUUACGACCCCAAAGCAGACCAGUGGAACAUCCUCCAGACGCCCAUCCUGGAGGGCCGCAGUGGCCCCGGCUGUUGCAUACUGGACGACAGCAUCUUCCUAGUGGGCGGAUACAGCUGGAGCAUGGGAGCCUACAAGUCUUCCACCAUAUGCUACAGCCCAGAGAAGGGGACCUGGACAGAGCUAGAGGGAGAGGUGGCUGAGCCCCUAGCAGGCCCAUCCUGCUCCACUGUCACACUGCCUGCCUGUCUGCCCUUCAACAAAUAACACAUCGCUAGGUAAAGAGCAGGAUGAGGAGGGAAAUAGGUGAGGAAGAGGAUGGGGGAUGGAGAAAAGGACCAUCAAUAAACGAACAUUUGUAAACAAAUUUUGUGAUGAAGUACUCCAAUCAGCCAAUGGGAUGUGUGUAAAUUAUUUUUUUACAGGUUUGACAAAAGAGCACUUUCGUUAUUAUUGCCUACUGAAGGUUUGAAAAAGUAAGUAAUCAUGUAUUUCAUGUAUUUAAAUCCCCAUCUGUGUUGAACAUUUUCCAGAAAAUAGUCACAUUUCAUGUCAGAUUUUUUCUUUAAUCGAUAGUAAGUGUUUUUGGCUUAUCUUGAUAUAGCACGCAUAGUGUUUAACUGAAUUGUUAUAGCUUUAAAAAAUCAAUUUGUAUCUUGUUAUUAGUAGGAGACAUAAAUCCAAAACAGAAUGCAGUGUUGUUAAAAAGACUUGACACUGGAAACAAACUGUCUGUCGACCAAAUCACACUGAAACUGAGUUCUGGUUAAUAUGCUCUUUUUUUCCCAACCAAAAUCAUGAUUCUGUGUACAGUAUAUUGUAAACCAGAGACUAACUAACAGUUCAUCUGCAGCAAAUGAAUCAUUCUUUAAGCUGCAAGCGAGAACAAUUUUUACAUUCAACAUCGAUUCUGACCUUUGUAAAAACGGCACUAAAAAACGAAUAUGGUUAUUUAAGGAUGUUACAAUCAAAUGAUUAUUAUUCAUUGCUAGCCAUUGGUAUACACGGGUAGCAAGUUUAACUGAGUGAUAAGGUAGGUUUUAUGUUUUAUGUUCAAUGUUACCUGUUAAUGUUUAACAGAGCCUAUUUCCAGAGAGCACACAAUAAAUUCCUCAAAAAGGGUACAUCCCAUUUACGAUUAUGAUAAAGCACAGAGUGGUCCUCAAUGCACUAAUGGUGAACCUUAAAAACAGUUGUGUGUAAGAAUGGUUCACAAAACUCAAAGUUGAAUUGCUGUUACCUUUAGUAUGCUAUGUUCAGAAACAUGAUGAAAAGUGAAUUCAACUGUCAUGUCCGCAUUCUACUAUUUUGUCUAAGUAAGUGUGCAAGGUCCACACCUGAAUAUUGGUACCUGUUGAAUUACAUAUAGAUACGGUAUGUUCCUUUUUUCUUGUAAAUAAUAGCUUGCAGUGGAACAUUUUUGUGCACUCAACCUGGGAUUUAUUCUCAAAUCCUGUUAUGUCCUUUGCAUUUUAGAAUAUGAAAAUAAAAAGGAAACUUGACAAUUA